GCAUGCGUUUUUUUGUUUUUGGGCUCCAAGGCCUCACGCACAGUAAGAGUUGCUGCCCCUUCAUCUCCUUUUUGUUUCAUCUACAUUUUCCUACUUGCUGCCAUUGGACUCUCGGUUUUUCAUCACUAGUUCCCAACGCCUGCAGCAGCCAACACCUGCAGCCAGCACCUGCUUCACGCCCACCCACCAGCGCUGGUCAUCUUCUCCAGUGCAGUUACCUGCUGCUGCUUCUUCUUCUUGUGUCUCCGGCUUCAUUUUAACAGCAUAUUGAGUUAUUGUGGUUGUGCUCAUUUUGGUUGGUUCUUUGGAUCUUUGUUCAGAAAAUUUGGUGAGACAUUUUCAUCUUGCUACAUUUAUUUAUACACUCUUAUGUAUUUGUAAGGCUUGUGCCUUUUGUGUCCACUUUGUACAACAUAUUUGAUGAUAGUGGAUUUGGACUGUCAUGCUCCGUAGACGUACCUCAACAUUUGAGGGAACCACGUUAAAUUUCUUGUAUUUCAAUUUUUAUUAUUUGCAUUACUUCAUUGAUUUACUUAUGGGAAUUAGUCCAUAUAUAAUAUUUUCCCAACACAAGUGUGGCCCAUUCGAUCCAAAGGCCUCUUGUACCGCACCGGCAAGUCGUGCUGCCUCCGGUGGGUCAACAAGCUUCGACCCAACUUGAAACAUUUUCUAUGGAGGAGGAGAGGGUGGUGAUAGAACUGCAGGCGCAAUUCAGGAACAAAUGGACGAGAAUCGCGACUUACUUGUCGGGAAGAACCGACAACGAUGUCAAGAAUUUCUGGAGCAGCCGGCAGAAGAGGCUGGCCAGGAUUUUGCAGACUGCUCCUCCAAGACCCCAACCUACGCCCAUCAUCACUAGGGAAAUUCCUGUCUUCCAUGCUGUUCCAAUUGAGGCGCCAAAGUUUAGUUCUUCGACUGAGGAAGAACCAUCGUGCACAAAACUUCAGCCCUGUUCAUCAUCCUCAUCAUCCUAUGAAAUGAUGAAGAUGGUGCCACCGCCGGAAUUGGUGAAUAUGAACCCCAACUUGCUUAAUUAUGACACCACCACUGUUGCUUAACUGGAGUUCAAUCCAAGCAUGGAUCAGUCCCAGGCCUAAUCCCAAAUGCUUUUUCCGGAUUAGUUCCUGGAACCAACGCAGCAAGACCUUGCAUUUUUGCAGGAGAGCCAAGAGCUGAUGGCGAGGCUGGAGGACCCCUGCUUCUUGGAUGUGUUUGGAGGGAGGGAUUCCGAGGAACUCGGAAACGAAAAGAGGCUCGGUUUCUUUGCAGUGCCGUCGGAAGGAAUGGGGUGCUAUGAGAAUGGGGGGAAGAAGGUGAAGGAGGAGAAGCUGAUGACUCCGGACAGCUUCUUUGAUGAUUUUCCCACAGACAUGUUUGACCACAUUGAGCCGCUUCUCAGCCCUUCAGAGUGGUAAAUGCUGAUGCUUUUGUUUUGUCCAUGUAGGUGUAGGAAAAAAAUGAACUCUAUUUUCCUACAUGGUUUCUUUUAGGUUGAAAUUAAUUUGACAAGGUUAAUCUAUGUGACAAAUGCAAGCCCUAUGUGCCAACUCUCUUUCUAUGAUAUAUCCCUAUUUGCUUCUU
This is a messenger RNA of Malania oleifera, 1581 nucleotides long. RefSeq names its product transcription factor DUO1-like. Lineage: Eukaryota; Viridiplantae; Streptophyta; Magnoliopsida; Santalales; Ximeniaceae. The transcript has 3 exons. The record is from RefSeq and is a predicted model, not a curated record. Bases 672 to 1058 code for a protein of 128 amino acids.